AUGGGAAUCAGGAACCAGACGCAGGUGGUGGAAUUUGUCUUCCUGGGUUUCUCCGGCAUUCCAAAUGGCCACGUCUACCUCUUUCUGCCGUUCCUAGCCAUUUACUUGGUCACUCUACUGGGGAACCUCAUGAUAUUUAUUAUGAUUCAACUAGAUUCCAGUCUCCAUACUCCCAUGUAUUAUUUCCUCAGCCAUCUGUCCUGCUUAGAUAUUUGCAUCUCCUCGGUCACCGUCCCUAAGAUCCUGGUGAACUUCUUGCGCCAGCAACAGACCAUCUCCUACAACGAGUGCAUAGCCCAGAUGUUCUUCCUGAUCUCUUUCACAGGUGCGGAGGGUGGCCUACUGGGUGUCAUGGCCUACGACCGCUACGCCGCCAUCUGUAAGCCUCUGCAUUACUCCCACCUCAUCAAUGCCAAGGUGUGCACCAUGCUGGCCUUUGCCACUUGGGUCUGGGGCUUCCUAGACUCUGUUCUUCAUACAGCUCUUAUCUCCAGGUUGGACUUUUGUGGAGUCAAUCAGAUUCGUCACAUCUUUUGUGAUGGUCCCCCCUUGAUGAAAAUUGCUUGCAAUGAUGCUCACAUCAAUGAAGUGACAAUCCGCACAGCAAGCUUUUUUGUGGCUGGGGGGCCCCUCCUGUUCAUUUUUUUCUCGUACGUCUUCAUCCUGUCCUCCAUCUUAAACAUCCAGUCCACCGCUGGCAAGCACAAAGCAUUCUCCACCUGUGCUUCUCACAUCAUAGUUGUCCUCAUUUACUACGGAAAUGCGUUAUUUAACUAUAAUGGACCGAGCGCCGGUUACUCCUUGGCGACGGGCACAUUGGUCUCCACCAUGUACUGCAUCAUCACCCCAAUGCUGAACCCCCUCAUCUACAGCCUCCGCAACAAGGAGGUGAAGGGGGCCCUGAAGAAGGCAGUGGAAAGCUGGAGGAAGUGUGGACAUCAUCCUCACUCUGCAGGAUAA
Molecule: messenger RNA, 960 nt
Organism: Sphaerodactylus townsendi
Lineage: Eukaryota; Metazoa; Chordata; Lepidosauria; Squamata; Sphaerodactylidae
Product: olfactory receptor 5B12-like
Exons: 1
Coding region: 1-960 (319 amino acids)
Biological process (GO): G protein-coupled receptor signaling pathway
Cellular component (GO): membrane
Molecular function (GO): G protein-coupled receptor activity; olfactory receptor activity
Source: RefSeq, a predicted model, not a curated record